AUGAAGCGUUCUGGGGCUCGCAGACGCCCGCGGGAAGGGGAGGGGGCGAGGAGAGCCCCGCGCGCCCAAUCGCAAGCCCCGCCCUGUCCCCGCCCCUCUGCCUCGGCCCCGCCCCGGCGCCUCAGCCCCGUGCUGCGGCCCGCCGCCUCAGCCCGCCCCGCGACCUCAACCCCGCCCCGCCCCCACGCCUCGGCCCCGCCCCGCCCCACCUCCUGGGCCGGCACGCGACGCCCCCUCCCGGCCAGGUUCCCGCGCCCGAUUUGGUGUUUGGGGGGAGGCGGCGGGAGGGGUGGUGUGCGCGGCGGAAGGGGAAGGGGAACAGGCUCUCAGCCGUGCCGCCGCCGCCCGGUGAGGACCCGCGAGGCCUCGGCGUCCCGCCUCGGAACAAUGGGACUCGGCGCGCGAGGCUUCCUGACGUUGCUGGCCCUGGGGGUCGUGCUGGGGGUGGCGCUGCUGAAGGUCUUCACGGACAGCGCGGACCCCGAGGGAUCUCCAAGCCAGAAGAAUCCUAUGUCUGUAGAAAACUCCAAUGAUAACCAAGCAGGAAAUACAAACAAGAAUGAUCCUAAGUCUGCAGAAAACUCCAGUGAUAACCAAGGAGGAUCUUCAAGCCAGAAGAAUCCUCAGUCUGGAGGUAACUCCAAUGGUAACAACCAAGCAGGAUCUUCAAGCCAGAAUAAUCCUCCGUCUGGAGGUAACUCCAAUGGUAACAACCAAGCAGGAACCUCAAACCAGAAUAAUCUUCAGUCUGCAGGAAACUCCAAUGAUAACCAAGGAAGAUCUUCAAGCCAGAAUAAUUCUCAGUCUGGAGGUGACUCCAAUGGUAAGAACCAAGCAGGAUCUUCAAGCCAGAAGAAUCCUCAGUCUGGAGGAAACUCCGAUGGUAAGAACCACACAGGAUCUUCAAGCCAGAAUAAUUCUCAGUCUGGAGGAAACUCCGAUGGUAAGAACCACACAGGAUCUCAAAACCAGGAUAAUACUCAGUCUGAAGAAAAGCCCAAUGGUGACGAAAAAGACCCACAGGGACAUCACGACCAUAAAGGAAAAUCAUCAUCAGAAACUAAAGAUUCCUCAGCCUCAAAUAAUGGGACAGCCACCACCUCGAGACCCUUAACAUCUAAAAUGAUAACACCAGUGGUCUCAACAAAUAUGACUUCUGCCACCUUAAAGUCUACACCCAAAAUAACAAAUGUUUCACAAAAUACAUCCCAGGUAUCAGUAUCCACAGUGACCACAGCCCACAAUAGUUCUUCAUCAGUAACAGUCACAACAACUAUUAUUUCUAAGGAAAAUAAAGGAUCAAAAUUUGAUACUGGCAGCUUUGUUGGUGGUAUUGUAUUAACACUGGGAGUUUUAUCUUUUCUUUACAUUGGAUGCAAAGUGUAUUAUUCAAGACGAGGCAUUCGGUAUAGAACCAUCGAUGAACAUGAUGCCAUCAUUUAAGAGACUCCAAGAACCAGUGGAAAGAAGAGUGAUACAGCCUUAUCACCUAAUUUUGAUUUAUUACUUUAAUACAGUAUUCUCUUCUUGAAAAUAGCAUAAACAGGCCGUGCAUAUAAUAUACCGUGUAUUAUAUAAAUAUGUAAAGAUUCCUCAUGAUUAUUAAAGGAAAAAGGUUUUGGUUUGGGGGUUUUUAAUGAACAUAUGGAGCAUAUAGUUAGUGCAGUGGUAUUAUAUUCAGUUUUAGAAAAUACAUAGUAAGACAAACAAGUCUGGUCUUACUUUUCUGUGGCAUUGGUCACAUAGGCCAGUAAUUGGAAAGCAUCAUCACUGAAGGGUAUGAUGCCAUCUGGUCAUUCAAAUAAGGAGCUUGUCUCAGCACUAAGGAUUUUGAUGUCUUUGUUAGUCACACAAAGAAUCUCAGUGCUAAUAACAGCUGGAUAUAUCCUAAUUACCAUUGCCACAGAGCAGAAAUUAUAUGAAUAAGCCACAUCUUAAGCAUAAUUUUAGUUUAUUGUCUCUUCAGAAACCAUCAAUAUUUUAUAUAGUUAAAGUUAGUUAUUUUGUUUAGAACAAAAUACAUGCCCUCCCCCACCAAAAAAAAAAACGAAAAA
This is a messenger RNA of Budorcas taxicolor (takin), 2054 nucleotides long. RefSeq names its product transmembrane protein 123 (gene TMEM123). The coding region runs from base 1 to 1443 and encodes 480 amino acids. NCBI's taxonomy places the organism in Eukaryota, Metazoa, Chordata, Mammalia, Artiodactyla, Bovidae. Gene Ontology annotation, cellular component: cytoplasmic vesicle. The transcript has 14 exons. The record is from RefSeq and is a predicted model, not a curated record.